CCCAUGCAAGCCUCUUCGUCGAUUGGAAAUGGAAACCACCCACGGCUAGGAGCUAUGUACGCUGCGUACAACGAGGAACAAGAAGUACAGAAGACUAGGAUAAAUAAUAGACACGUAGGGGUUGGGUUGGGCCAGUUUGAAAUCCCGCCUGGAUCGGUUCUUCAGCGUGGGAAACGCAGGUUAUUUUGCCCCCGUCCGCUAGUUACGAUUCUUCGCCAACCACCCUCAACCCAACCAGAUUCCCAGCACACCGGAUUCCCAGCGGAACGGUCCAACCUACGCAGCUGGACCCGACAGUCAGGUUCGUAUGGCGGCUGGUGUGAACUAUUCUUGCAUCAUGGCAAAUGUUCCGUCCCAGCAGUCAGGGUCAACUAUAACAUGCGCAACAAUAACUGUGCUAAAGGGACCGGCCUCAAGAAACAGGCGGUAUGUCGUGCCUACGAGGCUACGAGAGAACAACAGAUCAACGUGUACUUUCACAGACCAAUGUGGGGGGGGAGAAUCGCUGUUUGCUCCAAAUGGCAACUAGCUACGGAGUAA
Molecule: messenger RNA, 540 nt
Organism: Blastomyces gilchristii SLH14081
Lineage: Eukaryota; Fungi; Ascomycota; Eurotiomycetes; Onygenales; Ajellomycetaceae
Exons: 1
Coding region: 4-540 (178 amino acids)
Source: RefSeq, a predicted model, not a curated record